This is a messenger RNA of Salvia hispanica, 616 nucleotides long. The record is from RefSeq and is a predicted model, not a curated record. NCBI's taxonomy places the organism in Eukaryota, Viridiplantae, Streptophyta, Magnoliopsida, Lamiales, Lamiaceae.
AUGCAAGCAACAAACCAGUUGGAAGUAGACGAGGAGAUCUUUUUUGUCAACGCGUGGAAUCUUGUAGUAAAAGAGAGAUUUGAAGAAGUUUCCUGGAAGCUGGGUGGUUGGACCAUAAAUGAUAAAGUAAAAGAGAAAAAAAACAAAGCCGAGAAGGCUCCCGCGGAGAAGAAGCCGAAGGCCGGGAAGAAGCUUCCCAAGGACGCCGCCGCCGGCGACAAGAAGAAGAAGAGGAACAAGAAGAGCGUGGAGACCUACAAGAUCUACAUCUUCAAGGUGCUGAAGCAGGUGCACCCCGACAUCGGGAUCUCCAGCAAGGCGAUGGGUAUCAUGAACAGCUUCAUCAACGACAUCUUCGAGAAGCUGGUGCUGCCUGGGGAGCUGGCCAAGCACGCUGUUUCUGAAGGGACGAAGGCGGUUACCAAAUUCACCAGCGCUUGAUUGCUGAAUUUUGGGUGAAUUUAGGGUUUAUGUCAAUUAGGUUUCUUUGGACUUUGGGAAAUUAGGGCUUUUGUGCGGAAUUAUGUGUUUAUGCUAUGAAUGGAUGUUGAAUUUUUAAAAUUGGUUCUGGUAUUGCGAUAAUUGAAGUUGAAUUGUGGACUGACUAUUACAAAUU